Molecule: messenger RNA, 4647 nt
Organism: Cercocebus atys (sooty mangabey)
Lineage: Eukaryota; Metazoa; Chordata; Mammalia; Primates; Cercopithecidae
Gene: HPS4
Product: Hermansky-Pudlak syndrome 4
Exons: 15
Coding region: 793-2919 (708 amino acids)
Biological process (GO): vesicle-mediated transport
Source: RefSeq, a predicted model, not a curated record
AGGCGGGGCGGCGCAUGACCUAAGGCCUCUCUGCCGCGCGCGCAGGUACGGGGCCGGAGUCGCAGGUGCCCAGCUGCCGCCCACAUUUCUGUUCCAGAGUCCCGAACCCCGAGCACUGGGAUGCCUGGCUACUCCGGCCUUCGCCCACCAUUUCCCAGUCCCCUGGAGGUGGGACCAGACGCCGCACAGGCCCCGUGCUGUUACCCAUCGCUGCCUGCGCCCCGGGGGCUGUGCCCAGCAGCUUCCUGGCCCUUCUCCAGCCGUGAGCGUCCGUUUUCCAGCCCUGCUGCUCCACUUGAGGCCCCUUCCCCAGAGCCAAGGCACUGAUGUUUGAACUGGAAACUUCAAAACUUUUAAUAGAAUCUUCAUGAUGGGUUUGAGCUAGACAAGCUAGAAAUUUCUUUAGAACCCCAGCUCUAGCAUGCAUCUCCCACGUUUGGCUUUCCUAGAGAGGAGCUUGAAGUGGUGGUUCUGUAGACAGCCACAGUGACACUCAGGAAACCAGAUGAAUGAAUUUGACUUUUCUGCUAGGACUCUCUUUGUUAUAGUUUCUCCCUGAGUUGUAAGAGGCAUCGAAAUAUACAUGAAACUGAAGAACCUGCAAGGAAGGGAAGUGGUACUUUCCAUGCUGAGUGAAAACUAACCAAGUGGCAGUGGUGACUGAAAACACUGAAACCUGCCACAUCCAGAUUCGCUGGAUUGGGAGAUAAAGGAACGGUAACAGCUGGGGAGAAAGAACUGAUACUGGAAAAGAAAACCUAAAUGAAGAGGAUGAGGAUGACUGCAAAGUAGAUGGCCACCUCCACCUCCACAGAGACAAAGUCAGCCUCGUGGUGGAAUUAUUUUUUUCUUUAUGAUGGUUCCAAGGUAAAGGAAGAAGGCGAUCCAACAAGAGCUGGCAUUUGUUAUUUUUAUCCUUCCCAGACCCUGCUUGACCAACAGGAGUUGCUUUGUGGACAGAUUGCUGGAGUCGUCCGCUGUGUUUCUGACAUUUCUGACUCUCCUCCUACUCUUGUUCGUCUGAGAAAACUGAAGUUUGCCAUAAAAGUUGAUGGAGAUUACCUUUGGGUGCUGGGCUGUGCUGUGGAGCUCCCUGAUGUCAGCUGCAAGAGGUUUCUGGAUCAGCUAAUUGGAUUCUUUAAUUUUUACAAUGGACCUGUUUCGCUAGCUUAUGAGAACUGUUCUCAGGAAGAACUGAGCACGGAGUGGGACAGCUUCAUCGAACAAAUUCUGAAAAACACCAGUGAUCUGCAUAAGAUUUUCAAUUCCCUCUGGAACUUGGACCAAACUAAAGUGGAGCCCCUGUUGUUGCUGAAGGCAGCCCGCAUUCUGCAGACCUGCCAGCGCUCGCCUCACAUUGUCGCUGGCUGUAUCCUCUAUAAAGGACUGAUUGUCAGCACUCAGCUCCCGCCGUCCCUCACUGCCAAGGUUCUGCUUCACCGAACAGCACCUCAGGAGCAGAGACUCCGUAUGGGAGGGGAUGCCCCGCAGGAACAUGGAGCAUCAUUGCCCCCGAAUGUUCAGAUUAUCCCUGUUUUUGUGACCAAAGAGGAAGCCAUUAGUCUCCAUGAGUUCCCGGUGGAACAGAUGACCAGGUCUCCAGCAUCUCCAGCAGGAUUCCAGGAUGGUUCAGCCCAGCACCAUCCAAAGGGUGGGAGUACAUCUGCCCUGAAAGAAAACGCCACCGGCCCUGUGGAAUCCAUGGCCUCGACCACCCAAGAGCCUGCAUCCCCUGACGAAGCUUGUCCAGAUGGCAGGAAGGAGAACGGAUGCUUGUCUGGCCAUGAUCUGGAGAGCAUCAGGCCCACAGGACUGCACAGCACUGCUAGGGACGAGGUUCUUGGCCUUAGCUGCUCCCUGGGGAAGGAACUAGUCUUUCUCCAAGAGGAACUUGACUUGUCUGAAAUGCACAUUCCAGAGGCUCAGGAAGUAGACACGUCCUCAGGUCAUUUUGCUUUCCUACAUGUGCCUGUCCCAGAUGGCAGGGCUCCUUACUACAAGGCAUCUCUCAGCGCCUCCAGCAGCCUGGAUCCCAUGCCUCCUGAGGACACAGCCAUCAGCAGCCUGCACUCUCCCUCCGCUCCUGAGAUGCUCACCCAGCCUGGAGCCCAAGAGCAGCUCGAAGACCGUCCUGGCUAUAGCAGCCAAGUCCCCAUUCCCAGAGCAGACCCUCUCCCCAGAAGGACCCGCAGGCGCUUGUCACUGCCUCGCUUAGAUCCAGGACAGAGAGGAAACAAGCUUUCCACAGGAGAACAAGGCCUGGAUCAAGAUGUUGAUGGGUUCUGUGAAAGCCACGCAGCCCCCGGUCUGGAAUGCAGUUCAGGCUCAGCAAACUGUCAGGGUGCUGGCCCCUCUGCAGAUGGAAUCAACUCCGGGCUGACACCAGCAGAGUCCUGCGUGGAGCUCGUGAGGAUGAACCUCUACACUCACUGCGUCAAAGGGCUGGUGCUGUCCCUGCUGGCCGAGGAGCCGCUGCUGGGAGACAGCGCAGCCAUAGAGGAAGUGUACCACAGCAGCCUGGCGUCGCUGAAUGGGUUGGAAGUCCACCUAAAAGAGACGCUGCCCAGGGGUGAGACAGCCUCCACGAGCAGCACCUACAACUUCACACAUUACGACCGCAUUCAGAGCUUGCUAAUGGCAAACCUGUCGCAGGUGGCCACCCCGCAGGAUCGCCGCUUCCUCCAGGCCGUCAGCCUGAUGCAUAGCGAGUUUGCCCAGCUGCCUGCGCUUUAUGAAAUGACCGUCAGAAACGCCUCCACGGCCGUGUACGCCUGUUGCAACCCCAUCCAGGAGACGUAUUUCCAGCAGCUGGCACCUGCAGCACGGAGCUCUGGCUUCCCAAACCCUCAGGAUGGCGCCUUCAACCUCUCUGGCAAAGCCAAGCAGAAGUUGCUGAAGCACGGGGUGAACUUGCUCUGAGCUGCGCCCAGGAGGUGACUGGGAAGGAGAAAACCAGCAAAGGAAGUUCUGCCUUUUAUCAUCGAAAAGGCCCCUCUAUUUUAUUUUUCUUGAAAACAUUCCCUUUUUUAGGAACGUAAUGAUAUUUGAGUUUUUGUUACUCCUUUUGCAGAUAGGGAUGUGUUUGCGGGCAGGGGUUAGUUCUUUAGGUCAGGAGACCUAGAGCACUUGAUAAAGAACUGUAUUUCAUCGGUGGCGUUGGGGCCAGGAUGGGCUUGGCUCCCUCUCUGCCACACUGAGCCUGAGGUAUUUCAUAUCUCCUGCUACUGUUCCAUCCCAGCUUGAACUGGUGCCACAAGAUUCCGGGUUGGCAUUUUUUCUAGAACCUGAUCGUCCACUAGCCCAGAGUGUGUGUUCAACCCCGACACCAGGUGGGUGGUAGGCGGUGUGACUGCACAGUGAGGAGCCAGAUCUGUGAGCAGGCAGACUCCACGCCCACGUCGCAGGUAGGUUUCUCCAGUGCAGUCCUGCUGGGAGUCCAGAUCAUUCCUGCAGGGAAGCAACAGCACACGGAGACCGCCUGGUUGAAUUCUGUUGGAACUCUACUCAAAUCUAGGGGUGUCUUCUUUGGACCCACAAUGGGGGCAAGCCUUAGUAAUACGGAAGGGAGUUUGGGCUUUUGAGAUCCCUUUAUAAAAGCCCUGGGGGCUGAGCCCUGAGAAUUCAGCGACAGCAGGACCAACCUGCGCUGCCUUUGACUACAAGUGGGCUGUGCGGCUGGUUCCUCUUGAGCGAGUGUCCCUAAAUAGGAGUUUACAAGAUGUCUGGGGGUAAAAGCAAUGGUGCUUUUCAGUGGUGGCUGCGUGAAAGGGAAUGACAUUCAUUUGUGUGUUCCUGGACUUGUGUGGUACUUAAAACCUCAGUUCUAUUACAUUAUAGUCAGACAUUUUUUUGACAGUAUAAGACGGAUUGCAGGAUGAAAAUACUUGUCAAAAUCUUAACUGAAUGUUUACUGGAAGUACUUGAGAUUCCAUUUGAAAGUUGUAUGGUUAAUAACUUCAUGUCAGUGAACUGAUAUCUGAUGUUUAUGAUAUGGUGUCUUUUUCUUGAAACAAGCUUCCAAGGGCUAAAAAUAAAAUAGCCAAAAAACACUAUUGAGUUCUGAGUAAUUAAGUGGUAGCAUUUUUUGUGGCAAAGGUAAGGGUUAAGAUUGUGUGUGUGUGUGUGUGUGUGUGUGUGUGUGUAACGUGGGCACAUCCCUCUUUCCCUUCCCUGAGUUCAGUGUGGCUGGGUAAGGACUGUCUGUUUGCAGGGGUGCCAGGCUGCUGCCUGCCGCUCCAGGGAGCAGCAGCUGCAGCUGAUCCAAUACACCAAGCCUGUGUCACCCUCUUCUGUCACCUCUCUCCAGGAUCCCUCCUGUCUCUUGGAUCCCAUCUGCCUAGAUGGAAGAGGAUCCUAUCUGAAGCUAGGAUAAAUGUUGUCUUACUCCUCUACUAUGUUCUCCCAGAAAAAAAUUCAUUGCAGGUUCUCUGCUGUGGUUGCUGCAGCUCCAGGAAGCCCCCGCAAUGUCUCGCCUUAUCUUUGACCAGUGGUCCCCAGUACCAGGCCAGAGAAGACAACUUUAUAAUGCCAUUUGUGUUGUGAAAAUUCUUCCACUGACCCAAAAUGGAACCGUACAAAGCCUAUCCCUGUAUAUGGAAAAGUCUCAUCCACCUGGAGUAACUCAGAAAAAGUAAAGUCCUGAAACUU